AUGGAUAACAGUGCCGAUCGAGAUAUGGAGCUGGAAGGCAGCACGCUCGGACGCAAUUCUAGGGACGAUGGGAACACCAACAGGUCAAGGAGGCUACCAUCCCAGGCAUCAUCCGGUGGUUUCCUACUCGAGUCGGCGUAUCCUAUUAGCUCACGCCGAUCCGGCUCAGACAGCCACCGCGCCCAGCAAAGAAAUAGCCAUGACAGUAGGAGGAGUGGGAAACGCAAAACCGCCGGUGUUGUCGAUGAGAUAACGGUGUCUAAGAAACGGACAACACCUCUUCGUGCGAGACAGCACAAUCACCAGCAGGGGGAAACGCUGAAAACAUCUCCCUUGGCUGCUGUCACAAAUGCGUCUGCUUCUGAAGAACAGCACGAUAUACAGGAUAAUAAUACCUCUGGACAACAUACCUUUGCGCGAACAUCGAAUCCUCCUACCGGCGCCGGUCUAGAUACAGAUCCAGCUCAAAUCGUGAAUCUUGCGUUGAACCUCAGCGAAUCUCGGAGGAGAAGUAAUAUCGGACGUGCACCGUCGAAUUCCUUAUCGAAUGUCCGCCGAAAUGUCUCGAACAGCACGGGGCUCUUUGUACCACCUUCGGAUAUUCCCCAGAGGUCAGCAUCAGGUUUCAAAAGAAAUUCUAGACAUCCUAGUGCCGGCAUGCCGGAUGAAGCUUUUGUAAGAAAGGCUCACCCGACAAUUCCAUUACCGCAUGAUACACCAGCGAGCGACGUUUUUGCCUCGGGGCUUCUGCCGGACAGUGAGCAGUUUGAUAAAGAAAUGACAUGCUCUGAUGCAACGAUAGCCAGAGUUACAAAGGCUAAAGAACAUUUUGAGCUCUUUGCGCUAUAUUUGCAAUUGCUUUCUCAUGUGCCUCCUCUUCCGCACUCGGAUAUGAAAUCUCUCCAUGUCGCGAACCCCGGCAGAGCCUACAACCCCUUGCAAUCUAUUCGCAAUAGGAAGCUUCGGUUUAGAGAGAAGCGCCAGAUUGAUAUCGAGUCAGAGGGAUGGAAAGAUGUUGAGAAAGUAGAACAAUGGCUCGAUUCAAUCGAAAUGGUCCAUGGACACAACACUCGGGACCCUUAUCAAUGCCUGGAUUUACCACAGUUCAAUACCACGGCAGGUGGAAAUGUCCAGGGAGACAAAGAUGCCGCUAAUAACCCCGACUCGCGUCCAUCAAGCGUGAAAACGAACCCCACGGGCCCAAAGCUGCAGAGACCUCGUCUUGAGUGGGAGAUUUCGCCCGCAGAGCUUCUCGCCGAUGCUGCAUGGCUUGAGCACGAUCUUAACAAGGCUAAGGUUGUUAACAGCAACGGCGACAAGCUAUAUCCCGAUACCUCAAAACUCAAACCUGUCAGCCGCAAAAUUUCACAGCGCGAGCUGGUGUUAGAUACGAGCAUUGUUAAGGAGGAGAAAAAGCCUUUACCAAUCGGACACUCAGUGACCCUUCCACAUUUUGAAAAAAGUAGGCCCCAUAGCAACUCAGAUCGAAGCCACCGUGGACGAAAAUUGCGGAAUGCACUGCAUAUCCCUCAGAAUACCAACAGUCCUGACGGAACACAUGUGCCAAGGUGGACUCGCUCAAACAGCACCUCAAGCGAAUCGAGCGGCUUUGGAGUGAUGUCGCGUGGGAGGACUCGAAAGUCCAAAUGGGGAAAGAGACCCAAUCAUACACUUGAGAAGCCGGAGGGUACAUCUGGGGCACCAAGCCAACGAUCUGAAUCUUCCAAACCAAGUGCAACGGCCUCGGCACAGGCUGCAAUAUCCCAGACAGUGCUCGUCGACACUCAUGAUUACGCAGACAGAGGUCACGGUUUUAUUUCUCCUGCAGGAAGUACCGUUGGCAGAGAAGAUCGUCGAAUGUCCGUCGACGAUAUGGAUAGCACUGCCCCGAACUCUCCAAUUCACGGCCCGAUAUUCCCUAGUAUCACGGCUAAUCUAUCUCCACCGUCCAGUCGCUCGCCUUCUCCCCGAAAAAGUCUACCCCGUGUCAUUGGGUCUUUGAAUGAGCGGACAAGAAACAUUCGCCAAAACCUCUUGGAUCAAGGAGAGAGCAUUGACGCCGGUCUUUUGGACACAGAGUUCCAGAGCCGCAAAACCACAGCUACAGACUCUAGCCCCAAGGAUACUGAAAGUCCCAAGGCCUUAGAGCCAAGUCUAUUGCCCGAGCCCCGGUACAGCCAAGAUGAAGCGACAUUAGGCAACUUUCAAAGGUCAGAAAGUCAUGGGUUGUCGAAAUCUUCUACGAAUGGUGAAUCGAAGUUAAAGGGCUUCCUAAAGGGAAGUAGGAUUGCAGAGAUCGUCGGCAGUGAAGUUACAAAAGUUGGAGAUAGAAUACGGCGAAGGGAUGGAGGUGGCCAUUCGCGCCAAUCCUCUUAUGCUUCAAGUUUUAUAUCCGACUACCGGGAUUCUGAUGAUGAGAAAACCGACGGAGAAUCCAAGCCUGAGAAACAAAAGUUGUCGCGUCAGGAACCUACACUUUCCGAUUAUGAUCCAGUCAUCAUAUCAUCACAAAAGCAAAACGGGCGGAGGUCGUCGAAAUCUUCGAUCUCAAACAUGCCGGCGUUGGCGCCGCCUAUUCGAAUAGACAGCCGUGGCGAUCUCUCUGAUCUGGACAGUGUCUCUCGAGAUAGUGGGCGGCUUAGUAGCGUGCACUUUACGAGAGUUCACCCCAAUGAAGCACCGGCAUCUUCACCAGACAUCACGUCGUAUAGUGAGAGGCGAAACAGUUAUGGAUUUGGCACUGCUUUCAACGCUCUCGAGUCCAAUCGAGUCAGAAAGUUCCUCGGACGGGGCAAUGGCAUGACAAUUCAAACCACUCCUAGUAAACCCCCGGUGACAGGACUGGCGAGCGUGGAUCCGUCCGCUGCCAAACGCCCUCACGUAUUGUCGGCAGAAAGCCGUGCCUGGAGCCUGUCUGAUCGCAGUAUACCGAAGCUGAGUGAUUCGUCCACGAUCGAGAAGCGCGAGAUAUCGCGAUGCCAAGCUCUACUGCUGUCAUCAGGGAUUAAAGCGCGUGAAAUUGUCUGUCGAGCUCACGAGCCUCGUGACUUGCCGCCAGAUUUUCUCGUCCGCAGCCUGAUCGCCAGCGACGCUCCCAUCCCACGCAUACCCCGGAUCGAUGAGUUUAGCUACGCGGCUCGAAAUCUUCUCGAUCGCUUCGAAAACACCAAGGCCGGCUUAAACAGGUCCGUAUAUCGCUUCACCAAAUCUGGACUUGCCCCGCUGGCCAAGGAUGUCGAGCAUCUCGAGCAUCUAAUCAGCGAGUCCCUGACGCCACGGGUGCGCGCUGCAGCGCUGGAGGCAGAGUCAUUCAGCACCCAGUUGAACACAACCAGCACACUGGCCAUCAAACAGCUCAGUGACGCGCUCGACAAGGGACUACGGAAACGCAACCGACGAUUUCGAACGAUUCGUCGAGUCGGCUUUGUGUUGCUGGAAUGGGUCCUCGUUGGCGUAAUGUGGUGGGUUUGGCUGGUGGUGAUGGUUUUUAAGAUUUUUAGGGGUAUUGCGCAAGGUACGCUGGCAAGUAUUCGGUGGGUUUUGUGGAUUUGA
Messenger RNA from Talaromyces rugulosus, 3552 nucleotides. RefSeq lists its product as uncharacterized. The coding region runs from base 1 to 3552 and encodes 1183 amino acids. Lineage: Eukaryota; Fungi; Ascomycota; Eurotiomycetes; Eurotiales; Trichocomaceae. The record is from RefSeq and is a predicted model, not a curated record. The transcript has a single exon.